Molecule: messenger RNA, 1476 nt
Organism: Fusarium falciforme
Lineage: Eukaryota; Fungi; Ascomycota; Sordariomycetes; Hypocreales; Nectriaceae
Product: MFS domain-containing protein
Exons: 5
Coding region: 1-1476 (491 amino acids)
Biological process (GO): transmembrane transport
Cellular component (GO): membrane
Molecular function (GO): transmembrane transporter activity
Source: RefSeq, a predicted model, not a curated record
AUGGCGCACCAAGCCCAGGAUAACGCCCGUGACUUGGCCCAAACUGUCUCGCAUGAUGUUGAGAAGUCACAGUGCGUCCACGAAGAACUCAAGCCCGACGACCUUGAGGGAGACACUAGGAGCUAUGCUACUACAGCCCCCAAGACGUCUCCUGCAGAGAUCAAGCUUGUGCGAAAGCUCGACUGGAUCAUCUUGCCUACUCUUUGGAUCAUGUACUGGUUCAACUAUCUAGAUCGAAACGCAAUCACGGUUGCUCGCCUUGACGGCCUCGAGGAGGAGCUCAACUUGACGUCGACCCAGUAUCAAACCUCUGUAGCUAUCCUUUUUGUCGGUUAUAUCCUCGGCCAGGUGCCCAGCAACAUGCUCAUCACUCGAAUCCGCCCGUCCCUAUUCAUGGCAUCCUUUAUGGCCCUUUGGGCCGUCAUCAGUACCCUCACAGCCAUAGCCAAGGAUUUCAAAGGGCUGCUUCUCACUCGUUUCUUCCUCGGCGUUGUCGAAGCUCCAUUCUAUCCCGGUGCGCUUUAUAUGUUGUCCAUGUUCUACAAUAGGAACGAAAUCGCCACGAGGAUUUCUAUCCUCUUUACUGCGAAUAUUUGCGGCACCGCGUUCGCUGGUCUCAUUGCUAUUGGCGUUUUCAAGAUGAGCGGUGUCGCCGGUCUCGCGGGAUGGAGGUGGUUAUUCAUCCUCCAGGGUAUCAUCACUUUUAUUGUGUCUAUCGUUUCCGUUUUCAUCUUACCAGACGAGCCUCAAAACACUCGGUGGUUGUCCCAGGAAGAACGCAGCCUCGCAGCUUCUCGCAUUGCUGAGGAUACGGUCCGUCUCAAGGCCAACACCAACACUUGGGCAGGUCUCGUCGAGGCGCUGCGUGACUCAAAUCUCUGGGUUCUGAUCUUCGUCCAACAUCUACACUUGGCCGCCAGCAAUUUCAAGAACUUUUUCCCGACUAUUGUCGAAACUCUAGGGUUCUCUCGGAACGUCACGCUCGCGCUGACGUGCCCUCCUUACCUCGUGUCGGGCGUCAUCUCCAUUGCGUGGGCAGCGAGCUCCGGGCACUUUAAUGAAAGAGUCUGGCACAUCACGGCUUCAAAGUGUGUCGCAGUACUUGGAUUUGUGCUUGCUUGUACAACUCUGAACAUUGGAGCCCGGUACUUUGCGAUGUGUACAUUUGCAACAGGAGUUUACUCGGCGAAUAGCAUCAUCCUUGGUUGGGUAUCGACAACCUGUGGGCAAACUAGGGAGAAGAAGGCCAUCUCGCUCGCCAUCGUCAAUACAUUUGCGUCAAUCUCUGCCAUCUACGGUCCUUAUCUCUGGCCAAAGUCGAACGCGCCGCGAUAUACCAUUCCUAUGCUUGCGAGUGCUGCCUUUUCCAUUGGCGCUGUUUUUCUGGCCUGGUUGCUGCGAUGGAUGCUUGUCAGGGCAAACAAGAAGCUCCUCCAACAAUCUGGCGACAGCCGCCCCAACCUGUACCCUUACUAG